Messenger RNA from Caenorhabditis angaria, 11569 nucleotides. The record is from the annotation of a GenBank genome assembly. Lineage: Eukaryota; Metazoa; Nematoda; Chromadorea; Rhabditida; Rhabditidae.
AUGAAAACCUCACGAAAACCGCCACGUCGACCGAGUUCCACGUCACAGAAAAGUGAGUGUGUGGCCUAGAAAUUCAACUUGUUGGAUUUCUAGGCCACAUGAAUAUUUAUUAUUUUUUUAGACCAGGAAGUUGCGAAAAAAUCGAUGGUAGAUCAAAAUUUGGAGGAUGAUGAGGCUCCGCCCGAUCCGAAAGCUUCGAAUUUUGAUGUGUGAGUGGUUUUUCGGGAUUCUAGGCCACCGAAACUCGGCCAGGGUGAUUCUUUGGGGUUCUAGGCCACAAAAACUCGGCGAGCAAAACUUCUUGGGAUUUCUAGGCCAUUAACAUUCGGCGAUCGGUUUUCUAGGCCAUCAAAUAUACAUUUUUGAAUUUCUAGGCCACCAAAACUUGGCCAAGAGCCUGUUUUGGUUAUCUAGGCCAUGAAAACUCGGCCAGCGGGUUUCUAGGUUAUCAAGAAUUGUUAAUUGGUUUUCUAGGCCACCGAAACUCGGCCAAGAGCCUGUUUUGGUUAUCUAGGCCAUGAAAACUCGGCCAAGAUGAUUUCUUGAAAUUCUAGGCCAUCAAACAUUGUUAAUUGGUUUCCUAGGCCACCAAAACUCGGCCAGUAUAGCUUCCAAAACCCCUAGAAAAAAAUCCGGAAAAAUUAAAAAUUAAAAAAAAAAACGUGAACGUGACCUAGUUUCAACCACAUCAUUUUUUUCCCACAAAAAAUGGGAACCCCAAAUCAUUUUUCAAUUUUUUUAAUCAUGGAAACUGUCUGGCCGAUUUUGGUAUGUUUUGGGUUUCUAGGUCAUCAAAACUCGGCCACCUCACUAAUAUUCCGAUUUUCAGAUCUGUUCAUUGUUUGCUGCGCGAAAUCGAUGAUCGAAAAUUGAUUUUGCUAAUCAGCGGACAUCCGUCUGCCAGAUCUACAGCCCUAAUUUUGCAGGCUUUGCGACAGGUUUGCUGAAAAUAUUUUCAGAUGAACAAAUUUGAAAUUCUGAAAUUUUUUUCAGCAAAUGUCGGUUGCCACGUUGGACGAAUACGUGGCAGAUUCGUUGGAUUGGCUGAUUGAGAAUGAUGUGUUGAUGCUGAAAAUGAAGAAGAAUGUGAGUUCUGGAACUACAGUAACCUGGAUUACUGUAGAGAAUUAUCUGGAAAAAUAUGCAUUUGAUUUAUUGUAAUUUAAAAAUAAGAUUUUCUAUUAACAAAUUUUUGAAACAGUAGAUUUUCUGGAACUACAGUAAUCUGGAUUACUGUAGAAAUAUUUAAAAAAUAAUAAAAUGGACUAAUCAUAAUUAAAUAAUGAGAUUUUCUAUUAAAAAAUUUUUGAAACAGUAGAUUGAUUUUCUGAAGUUACAGUAAUCUGGAUUACUGUAAAAAAAUAUUAAAAAAUAAUAAAUUGAACUCAUCGUAAUUUAAAAAUAAGAUUUUCUAUUAAAAACUUUUUUGAAACAGUAGAUUUUUUUUGUGAAAAAUUAAUUUUCCAGUCAAUUUUCUGCCGCGUGCUCCAAGCCGAUGGUGUGGAUUCCCGUGAACAAAUGGCAAGACUGGUGAACACAAUGGCCAGUUAUCCAGCUGGCCGAAAUUAUUUUACAGGUAAAAAUCAUGUUUUUGGCUGAAAAUAUGGCUGAAAAUCGUGAAUUUUGGCCAAUUUUCACCCAAAAACUCGUUUUUUUUCACAAAAAAAUUAUUUUCAGCAAAUCACAAAAUUUUCCUGCCUUGUCUGAUUGCGGUUUUGCGAGGGAAACGAUUGCCAUCAACAACUCACGAUCAAUUAAUUGCCUGCGUUCAGAAAUUGAGUAUACGGUAGGUUUUUUGCGCUCAAAAUAUUUAGUUAUGACGUGGAAAAAAAUUCACUGUUUCAAAAUUUGAUAAAAAAAAUAAAAUUCGAACAAAUUUUCAAUUGCAUGUUGAUUUCAACAUCUCAUGAAAAUCCACUGUUUCAAAAUUUUCGUAAUAAAAAUAAUUUUUGAACUAAAUUUGGUAGUCGUUUGUCUUUCCUCGUACAAAAAUUAAAUAAGAAUUUAAAUUCAAAUUCCAAUUUUUCCAGUGCCACGUGUCAGAAAGAGCUCAUUCAAAAUGGGAUGCUCGAAUGGGCUGUGAAUCAUUUGGACCAGAAAUUGAACAACUAUGCUUUCGAAUAUCUCGCAGCUAUGAUUGUCAAUUUAUCGAUUAAUGUGAGUUUUUUCUCCAAAAAAUUGGGAUAUAGUAGACGAUUUUUUUCCAGCCAAUUUCACACUCUUUAAUUACUCGCCUCGCUGAUUCAAUUGCUAAUUCAAUCGCAAAUUUGAUUUCCAAAAUUACACAUGGCGUGAGUUUUUCUUGGGUGGAUUUUGAUUUUUUUGAAAAAAAAACUUCUCGAAAAAAUCAACUGUUUCAAAAAUUUCAUAAAACUUUUCAAAGUUCUGGGGACAAUUUUUUUUUCUUUUGCGAAAAAUAUGCUGAAAAUCAUGCGACCUGGCAUUUCCAACCAAAAUCUCUAUCUUGACAAAAAGUAUUUAUUAUAAUUUUUAGUUAGGGACUAACCAAAGCAGUAUCAUUGAAAAAAGUGAAAUUUCAAGAAACCUAAAUUUUGAAACGUAUUUUUCCCAGAAAAAAUUCACUGUUUCAAAAUUUCAAGAAAUUCUGAGUUUUUCUUCGAAAAAUGUUCGAAACCCUCUCGAAAAUUUUUAUAAAACUUUCAUAAUUUUGCUGGAAAUAUAGUUAUCUCUUUUUUCCGAAAAAUAUGCUGAAAAUCACGUGACCUGCCAUUUCCAACCAAAAUCUGUAACUCGACAAAAAAUAUUUUCUAUAAUUUUUUGAUUUCUCGCCGAAUUUUAAUAUGAAAAAAAUUGAGUUUUCAAGAAACCCAAAUUUUGAAACGUAUUUUUUCCAGGAAAAAUUCACUGUUUCAAAAUUUCAUGAAAUCCUGAGGGUUUUCAUGAUAUCCGAAUUUGACUCGAAAAUACUGAUCCAAAAAAAGUCACUGUUUCAAAAUGUUUUAUAUAAUUUUCAAAAUUUUUGAGGAGAAUGAUUGGUUUUCAUCAAGAAGCAUUAAUUUCGUCUUAUGAACACUUGACAAAAAAUAUUUUAAUCACAUAAAUUUUUGAUUUCUUGCGGAAUCUAAACUUAAUAUGAAAAAAUGAGUAUUCAAGAAACCUAGUAUCAUUGAAGAAAAUUGAAAUUUCAAGAAACCUGAAUUUUGAAACGUAUUUUUUCCUGGGAAAUUUGAGUUUAAAAAAACUCACUGUUUCAAAAUUUCCCAAAAAUUGUAAUUUUUUUUUGAUGAACUCAAUGAUAAUCCAAAAAAAACAGUGAAAAAAUAUAAAAUUAGAUAAAAAUCUAAUUUUUUCUUUGAAAAUUAAUCCUUUCUUUUCCGAAAAAUCAUGCCACGUGGCAUUUCCAACCAAAAUCUGUAACUCCACAAAAAAUAUUUUCUAUAAUUUUUUGAUUUCUUGCCGAAUCUAAACUUAAUAUGAAAAAAAUGAGUAUUGAAGAAACCUGAAUUUUGAAACGUAUUUUUUCCAGGAAAAAAAUCACUGUUUCAAAAUUUUGAGAAAUUUUCAAUUUUUCUUCAGAAAAUGUUUGAUUUAAUGGACCAUUUGAAUUUUUUCAAGAAAAAAUUGACUGUUUCAAAAAUUUCAUGAAAAAUUUAAAGUUGCUGAGGAAAUAGUGUGUUUUGUGAUUGUAUUUGGAAAAAAUAAUAACAAAAUAAUUCCACGUGUCAAUUUCCAGCCCUCAUGCACAAUUUACAACAAUUUGCUGCUCUCCGCUUUGACGUGUGCUCGAAUUCGGCUCCGAGCAAAAGACACCAAAUUAUUGGAGGCCAUCAAAAAUCGCUUGGAAACUCGAAAAUCUUGUCCACUUUGCAAUUUGCAUCUACCGUAUUUAAUUGCGAUUAUUCAACAAGGUACGGUGGAUUUUUGGGGAUUGGGGUACUGUAGAUUACUGUAGGUGGAAUAUUGAUACUGGUACUGUAUGUCAGAAGUUAUGUUCGAAAAUUCGUUGGGUACUGUAGAAUAAUCCCUGGAUUUUUUCUCUACAGUACCCCAGGGUACUGUAGAUUUUCUGGUUGUCUCUUUUUUCUCCUCAUUUCAUUUUGAAACAAAUUUUGAUGGUCACAGAUGUUUUGAGCAGAUGCCAAUUUGAAAUUGGACAGGUGUUUGAAAUUUUGGGGGUACUGUAGGGAAUACUGUAGUUGCUGGGGGAAAAUGAAUGAAAAAUAACUUUGAAAAAAUACACUGUUUCAAAAUUUCUUCUUAAUUAAUUUUGAUAGGUUUUGAAAUAUUGAUAAACUUUUGAUUUAUGCCCUGAAAAAUCAAUUAUAGCUCGAAACCUUCCUAGAAAAUCCUCCAAAAUUCUGAAAAUUCCUGAAACUUUCGAGAAAGUUCCGCUGAAUCAAAAAAUUCCGAAAAUCCUCUGAAUCCUUUAAGUUCAUUUAACUACUUCCCAAACUGUAAUAAAUUUUUGAAAAAAAAAUUCACUGUUUCAGAAACAUUUGUUUAUUUUCUGAUGAUUUUUUUGUUAUUACGCAUAGUUGUCUCAUUUGGAAUAAUUCACUGUUUCAGAAAAAUUGUUUAUAAAUUUGAUGGGUUUUAAAAAUUUGAUGAAGCCACGGAGUGCUACAAUCUCAUUAUGUUUUUUCUAAAAAAAAAGUUAAGCUAAGUAUAAAUGAAACUGUUUUGGUUUAGUUCUUCUCCUUCGCAAUUUUUUUGUGUUGGAAAAAAAUCGCUGUUUCAAAAUUUCAUUAUAGAUUUUGAUUGGUUUGAAAAUUUGAUAAGUAUUCUGCUAGAUACUAAAACCAGGAAAAUUCCGAAAUCACACAAACUUAGCCUGAAUCCCCUAACCUCCCAUUUUCCAAACAUUUUCAAAUUCACAUUUUUUUGGCAUUGAUUUAAAGCUUCUAGAAAAUUCCCAAAACUUUCAAGAAAGUUCCGCAAAAUCAAAAAAAUUCCGAAAAUCCUCUGAAUCCUUUGAAUUCAUCUAACUAAGUACUUCCCAAACUGUAAUAAAUUUUUGAAAAAAAAAUUCACUGUUUCAGAAACAUUUGUUUAUUUUUUGAAGAUUUUUUUGUUAUUACGCUGAGUUUGCUCAUUUGGAAUAAUUCACUGUUUCAAAAAUUGUUUAUAAAUUUGAUGGAUUUUGAAAAAAUGAUAAAGCCAGUGCUACAAUCUCAUUAUGUUUUUUCUAAAAAAGAAGUUAAGCUAAAUAUACAUGAUAAUGUUUUGGUUUAGUUCUUCUCCUUCACAAUAUUUUUUUGUUAGAAAAAUUUCACUGUUUCAAAAUUUCAUGAUAGAUUUUGAAGGGUUUGAAAAUUUGAUAAGUAUUCUGCUAGAUACUAAAACCAGGAAAAUUCCGAAAUCACACAAACUUAGCCUGAAUCCCCUAACCUCCCAUUUUCCAAACAUUUUCAAAUUCACAUUUUUUUGGCAUUGAUUUAAAGCUUCUAGAAAAUUCCCAAAACUUUCAAGAAAGUUCCGCAAAAUCAAAAAAAAAUUCCGAAAAUCCUCUGAAUCCUUUGAAUUCAUCUAACUACUUCCCAAACUGUAAUAAAUUUUUGAAAAAAAAAUUCACUGUUUCAGAAACAUUUGUUCAUUUUCUGAGGAUUUUUUUUGUUAUUACGCUGUGUUUUUUCAUUUGGAAUGAUUCACUGUUUCAAAAAUUGUUUGUAGAUUUUUGAAAAAUUGAUAAACCAAUCCACUGAUGUUUAUUCCAGAAAAAAAGAAGUUAAGCUAAGUAAAAAAAUAAAAAACUGUUUUGGUUUAGUUCUUCUCCUUCGCAAUUUUUUUGUUGGAAAAAUUUCACUGUUUCAAAAUUUCAUUAUAGAUUCUAAAUUUUGGCCAAAAAACUUCCAAUACCAUCUGAAUCCACUGAAUUAAAUUUUUUUUAAACUUAAUUUUUUUCCAAAAAAAAAUCCAGAAAACCCUCGAAAUUUAGGAUAGAUGUUCUAAGCUUCAGAAACUCCCAGACUUCUUCUAACUUCUGAUCCUCAUUUCUUAAACUCUCCAAAAAAGUUCCACCAACUCCAAAAAGCUUUAAAACAUAUCUAAGAAGUUCCAGAAUCAUCUAGAUCCCUUGUGAAGUUAGCCUAACUUCCCCCAAACCACUUUUCAUUUUCUUCUUCUCCACAAAUUCCUCCUCAUUCAUUUUUUUCUUGCACAUAUCGGGGUCACUCGGUCACUUUUCCCCAUUUCGAAAACACACACACAGCCAUUUCUUUUUCCCUUUUUUUUCAAAAAAAAAAAAAAGAUCUUCUCUUUUCCCUUUUGUUGACCAGCGAGAGACGGAGAGAGUGCAGAGAAAAAAAGACAGGUGCAAGAGAAAAAAUGUGUGUCGCCGCGCCUGGGACGCGGCCCCCUUCCGUUUUUCGAAAUGCUGUGGUCGCUUCUGGGAAAUGCGACAAAAAAAAUUGUGACACGGUGUGUGUGUGUUUUUUGAGUUGAGUUAGGCUAAGUGAUAUAAUUUUGGGGUGUAGAAUUGAAAAAAAAAGAAAAAAUUUAAUGAUAUGGUAUGAGUCAGAAGGAAUUUUGAUUUUUUGAGAGGAAGUGAUGUGGAAUGACGAAAUUCUGGAGAACAAGACAAUUUGAACUGGAAAUUUGCAAGAUUCUGGAAAUUUUCAGCCUUGAAAGUUUUUUGGAAAUCCAAAGAUCUUUAGACAAAAUUCCGAGAAGCCAUAAUUUCCCCUUGAAUUUUUGAAAAUUAAAAUUUUUCAAAUUUUUUUUGAGAAUCAAAAAUCUAUCGGAAGCCACAAAAAAUUUAAAAAUUAUUUGAUUUUUUGCAGUUUGGUACUGUAGUCCUAUUUUUUGUAGUUCGAGGUACUGUAGUUCCAUCUAGGAAAGUCAAGAUUUUUCAGUUUGGGGUACUGUAGUUUCAUCCAGGAAAGUCAAGCUUUUGCAGUUUGGGGUACUGUAGUCGUAUUUUCGCAGUUUGGGGAUUUACUGUAGGAUUUUUUCAAAAUGGUUCUAGAAAAUAGAUUUUUUCUAGUUCGGAGUACUGUAGUUUCAUCUAGGAAAGUCAAGAUUUUUCAGUUUGGGGUACUGUAGUUUCAUCCAGGAAAGUCAAACUUUUGCAGUUUGGGGUACUGUAGUUUCUUCUGGAAGUUUUCGAGAACUUUUGCAGUUCGGAGUACUGUAGUCGUAUUUUCGCAGUUUGGGGUUUUACUGUAGGAUUUUUUCAAAAUGGUUCUGGGAGAUGGAUUUUUUGUAGUUCGGAGUACUGUAAUCAAUAUUUUUGCAGUUCGAAGUACUGUAGUUUCAUCUAGAAUAUUUUCUAAACAUUUUGAACUGUUUGCAGUUUGGAGUACUGUAGCUGUUUUCAAAAAUAUAUUAGGAACUUUUGCAAUUCGGAUACUGUAGAUCAUCCUAAUAAAUUUGUGGUUUGGUUCUGUAUCUUAUCAUUUAAGUAUUUUGUGUCUGGAACCAAAAAGGUUCCAGUUUAAUUUUUUUUCCAAAAAAAAAUCAAAAAAUCAAAUUUCUUCGGCGGAAAUCUUUAGUCAAAAUCACCUUGUUUUUCUCAAAAAAAAAAAAUUGUUUUCGCUCACAAAAAAGUGUGUGUUCUGUUUUUUUUCUCUGUGGCUGACUUGAAUGGGGUGGCGCCAGCGCCCCGGCGUUCCUUUUUCUCUGAGCUCUCUCAAUUUGGCCUUAUCUCUCGGCGUCUAGGAGGAACAUCUAGUUGUCUAGAGAGGCCUUCUUCUUCAUUCGCUCGAAAAAUAUUUUUUUUGUUAUUUUCCUACACCUAAAUUCGCUAUUGAUCGAUUUUCUAGUCUGAAAUUUCAGAUUAUUUCUGAAAAUAUUUUUCUGGUAGAUCAAAAAAAUGUUCAUAUUAUUAUAUGUUCCUCCCAAAAGGUAGAUCAAAAAUCUCAAAAUUUUUUUUGUGCCCAAAAAAAAAUUCGCUGAAAAUUUCCAACCUAUAAUUUCAGCAGUAGCAGCAGCAGCAUAUUUUCUCUGCGUCUCCUAGUUCUCUGUGCUCUCUCACCCCCUUCUCUCUCCCCACACACACUCACACAACACAGCUAGGCGCCUGGCGGCGCGCUAUGGCUCCGCGGCCAGGCACCGCGCCCCGCCCAUUUUUGCUGCUGCUGCUGCUGCCGCGCGCCUCUGCGCGCGCCUCCCCUUUUUUCUUUCUUCAUUUUUGUCUUCUCAGACUUGGCUAUUAGUUGUACUACUACUAGAUGUAUAUUUUUUUGAUCUACCGGAAUAAUAUUUUUGAGACUGAAAGGCACUUUCCUGUUCCCUGAGACCUCAAGUGUGAUCCGUGUGUGCUUGUUUUUUGCGGGUAGGCAUCACGUUUGAGCUCUCUGGGCACCAGGAAUGAUGUUUUGUGGAUUUGGAGAUUUUUAGGGGAGUUCAGGUAACUUGGAAGUUUCUGGAGAUUUCUAAAAGUUCCAGGUGGUCUUGAAAGUUCAGGUAACUUGGAAGAUUUCGGGAGGAAGUUUGGAUAUUUUUCUAGAAUCUUGGGAAAUUUCUAGAAGUUCAGGUAACUCUGAAAGUUUUUGAAAUUUUCUAGAAUUUUCAGGAGGUCUUGGGAAGGUUCUGAGGAAGUUCAGGUAACUUGGAUUUGGAUUUUAUUUAGAUUCUGAAAAUAAAAAACUUCAGAAAUUAUAGAAAGAUUAUUAGGAAGUAACAGGAAGUUCUGAAAUACCAGGAGAUCUUGGAAGUUCAGAUAACUCUUGAGGUUUUCAGAUGAAAUUUGAGAAUGUUACAGAAAGUUCAGGUAACUUUUGGAUUUGGAUUCUGAAAAAAAAUCGGGAAUAUCUGAAAGAAAUUGUCGAAAAGUUACAGAAAAUUGUAAAAUUCCAGAAACUCUUAGAAGUUCCGCUAAGUCUUGAGAUUUUCAGAUAAAUUUUGAGGAAAAUACUGGAAGUUCAGGUAACUCUGGAGGAUCGAAGAAAUUUCAGAAAUUUCCAGAAAGCUUGUAAAAUUGUUCAUGAUAUUCAAAGGCUCCUGGAAGUUAAGAAAACUCUUAUAAUUUUCAGAAGUUAUUUUUUGAAAAGUUAGGAUAACUCAGAAGCUUUUUGAAGUUAUCCUAUCUUUUUCGAAAAAUAGUUUGGAUGUUCAGAAUAUCCCUGAAGUCUGGUAGAGUUCAGCUAACCUGAAAACAAUCAGGAAAUUUUCAGAAAUCCUAGAAUGUUUCCGAAGUUCAAGUAACUCCAAUUAAAAAUUUUCUAGCGAAUCUUGAAGUUCCUGUAACUUCUAGAAGUUCAGAUUAAAUUUCGCAACUUUCAGAGAUUUCCAGGUGAUUUUGAAAUGUUUUCCAGAGCAACAGAGGAAGGAUAACUUAUUUUCAGAUUUUUCCAGUUUCCAGAUGUUUCAGAAUCAGAUUUUUCUGCAAUUUUUUUCCAUCAGAGUUAUCCAAAGUUCACGUAACUAUGGCUACCAUUUCUAAAAAGUUCAUCUGCACUUUUUUUAUUCAAAAAUCGCAGACCCAGACUACAGUACCUCUCCUCGCCCCAACAAAAUUUGUAGCUCUCCAGGCAGCCGGGCUACUGUAGAUCUAUACAACUACAAAGUCUUCUAUUUUUGAAUGUUGGAUGAUGAUGAUGAUUUCUCAUUUUCAGAAAAAAAGGGGAAAAAAGUUUUGCGUCAAAGAUUUCGGUGCCAGACACGGCUAAAAAUAACAUGGAAAGAAAUUUUGGAUUAUUUUUUGAUUAAUCAGCUUAGAUUUUGGAGGGAUUAAUUUUGAUUUUUCAAAAAUUUGGAAUUCGGAGAAAUAUAUACAGUAGUCUAGAACAUCUACAGUACCUCAAAAAAUCUGAAAAUAAUUUUAAAAGCCUUUUCUAAAGUUACAGAACAUACAGUACCCCGAAAUUAAAAAAAAUAAAUCUACAGUAAUCUGAAAACUGAUUGAAACUACAGUAAUUCUCGUUGAAACUGACAUUUGAUCAACAGUAAUCUAGAACAUCUACAGUACCUCAGGAGCUCUUAAAAUAAACUUAAAAGCCUUUUCUACAGUAUCAAAUCAUUACAGUACCCUGAAGUUUGAAAAAAGUGAUCUACAGUACCUCAGAAGCUCUAGAGAAACCUUGAGGAUCUUGUUUACAGUAAGAAAAACAGUACAGUACCUGAACUACAGUAAUCUAAAAAUAAAUUGAAAUAUAACAACGAGUUUUUAAACUCGAGAUUUGAUCUACAGUAAUCUAGAACAUCUACAGUACCUCAGGAACUCUGAAAAUAAUUUGAAAAGCCAAAAUACAGUAAUCUCAAAAUACAGUAACCUGAAGGGUUCCUUGAAUAUUGAUCUACCUACAGUACAUCUAGAACAUCUACAGUAUCAGAUUCAGAAUCACGGAUCCUGGAGGUACUGUAGCCAGGGUAUACUGUAGUCGCAGGUGCUCUAGGCGUACCAAUUCUAGAUCUACCGUAUCCCAGGAGUACUGUAGCCCCCCCCUCCCCCUCCCCAAAAUCUAAUUUUCCAGAAGUCCCAUCUCUCCCGCCACCAUCUCCCGCCUCACCCGAAUUCCCAGACACGCACGACAAAUUCGGAAAAUGUUGCGAACGCGAAAUCGACUCUCUCGACCCCCUCCGACCAUCCACCAACGAGCUCAGCGGAGCACGUUUGCUCCAGCGAAAAGCCAGCAAAGAGCACGCUCUACCAGAAGUGUGUCAUGUGCCAGGACAAGUUCCGUAUCAUGCAAAAGCCCGGGCUGAAUCAUCGCAUAGAUCUACCUCGAAAUCUACAGGAGCUGCUGGAGCAGCUGGAAAUCUUCAUCCUAGGAAAAGAGCUCAACAGAAUGAGCCACGUAUCGGAACUGCCACAUCACAACACACUUUUAUCAUCGAAACCGAGAAACGAAAACCGAUUAUGGUGAAUUUGGGAUUGGUGGAUGGUGCUCUAGAACUUCGAAAAUCUGUGGAGGAUCGAGAUCGGAAAAAAGAGGAAGAGGAAAAGAAAAAGAAAAAGGAGAAGGAGGAAAAAGAUCGGGAACGGCAAAAGGCUUUGCGGCAUAUUCAAUUGACUUCGCGGAAAGCGCCGAGUUUGUUGAGGUGAGCAAAAUUUGAGGGAAAAAUGAGCCGGAAAUUCGGAAAAUUCGGUCAAAAAUACCCUAGAAACUCGAAAAUUCACCCUGGCGGAGUUUAGGUGGCCUAGAAACCCAAAUUGUAUACUUUGAUCGCUCUAAAAUCUGAAAAAGAUCACAAAAAAAUCCAGAGACUGGAAAAUUCAUCUUAGCCGAGUUUUGGUGGUCUAGAAACCCAUAGUCUCAGCUUGGCAGAGUUUUCAUGGCGUAAGAACACAAAAUCUCAUCCUGGCCGAGUUUUCAUGGCCUAGAAACUUAGAAAAUCACCCUGGCCGAGUUUCCGUGACCUAGAAACCCAACACCUCCAUUUUUCUUCCAGAAAAGAGCUCUCCGACGCCUCUUCUCCCCUCGAAGAUAAAAUCGAAAAACUAACAUCUCGCAAAUCCGCGUCAAAACUUAGCCUAACUUCCAAGAAACCAUCCUCAGACAAGGAUUUCGACGAAAAAAUCAACAACAACAAUAAUAUGAGCUCUUUUGAGCUGAGUCUCGAAAACGGCUCGACGACCACCCACGAAGAUUAUUCGGCGAUUUUCGGAAGCCGACCGAAAGUUGCGCGAACUCCCGACACCAAUCAGCAAUCCAAGUCGUUCUUUUGA